UGUGUGGGUGAGGUCACGGCUGUGUAGCGUCUGGGCGUGGUUUGCUGGCACAGACUGGCAGUUAGUGGAAGUCGGCGAGCGAUGAUCUGGGGCCGGGGCUGAGCCGGGUACGGAGCGCCGGGAGGAUCAUAACAGCCGCUAUGGAGGACGUGAACUCCAAUGUGAGCGCAGACCAGGAGGUGCGGAAGCUGCAGGAGCUGGUCAAGAAGCUGGAGAAACAGAACGAGCAGCUCCGCUCCCGCUCCACUCAACUACCGAACUCAACCCGGACUCCUAUACUGCCCCUACCGGGCCACAACACCGCUCCCUCCCUACUACUCAACCCGGGCCCUGCUAUCCCUGGCAAGGCUGGAGGAGGGAGAGGGGACGGCGCCGCCUGGGAAGAGUUCCUGGAGGCCGUGUCCGAGGAGAGGAGGAGGGAGGACAGCGGGCUCCUGCUGGACCAGGUGGUGCUUCUCCGGCUAGAAGACAUGGACAGGAUGGUGGACUUCACCGAGGAGGAGAGCUGGUUGUAUACUUCACCAAAGAAAAAGUUACCCUCAUCACAUGAAACAGUCAGUCCUCUGAUUUGGUGUCGGCAGGUUUUUGACAGUCCCACACCCGAUGUGGAGUGUGCGAAAAAAAACCUUAUCCACAGACUUGAGCAAACAAUGUCAGCCACCAAGAGGCAGAGUAUGUACAGCAUUCCUUAUAGUUCAUCGAGCUAUGCCAGCUCCUACAGUCCCAAUCCUAGUGGAAGUCCAUACAACAGCGGCUAUAGCUCCCCAUCCUCCACUCCAGUGAGACCCCCAGUAGUGCGGCAGCUGGUUCUGCCUAGCAACACAGGAAUGUAUAAAAGCUCCUCUGACAGAAACCCCCCUCCUGUCAGCCCACAAUCCUCAGUGGACAGUGAGCUCAGUACAUCCGAGAUGGACGAAGACUCCGUAGGUUCAAAUUACAAGCUAAAUGAUGUCACAGAUGUCCAGAUAUUGGCCCGGAUGCAGGAAGAUAGUCUUCGACAAGAGUAUGCAGCUUCAGCUUCUCGUCGCAGCUCUGGUUCAUCGUGUCACUCCAUGAAAAGAGGGGCGUAUAGUGACCAGGAACUUGAUGCUCAGAGCUUAGAAGAUGAUGAAGAAGGAAGUCACCAUUCAGGUCAUUUGCCUGUAAGCAGAUACUCACCCUCACCACGUCACUCUCCUCGCCCCUCUCCAAGACAGUCUCCCAGGAACUCUCCGCGCUCCAGGUCUCCGGCACGCAGCUUGGAUUACAGAGGUGUAUCCCCUCAACCCAUGCUUAGCCGUCUACAGCAACCCCGCCUUUCGCUUCAGGGCCACACCACAGACUUACAGACAAAUGUGGUGAAAAAUGAAGAGAAACUGAGACGGAGUCUUCCAAAUCUCUCCAAGGCGACAGGCAUUCAGACCACAGAUGCUGUAAAAAACAGCAGAAGUUGUGAGUCAAAUCUGCAGGUCCCAAAUGGAGGAUCCUCCCGAGCGCUGAGCACUUCCAUACCUUCCCCUUGCAAGUUCCGCUCCCCUGCAGCACCCUCUCCACUGUCGUUACGGCAGCCUAUGAAGGCCCUGUCUAAUCAUGGUUCUCAAAUUGCACAAGAAGCAACCUCUGUUGCACAGAACAUCCCUCCAUCAGGGCCACCUCCUAGCCAGCAGUCUGGCUCUGCAAGUCCUGUUGGAAGAGCCAGCACGCCAAUGAGGAGUGGACUGCCCAGACCUAGCACGCCUUCAGGAGGAAGCAUACCAGUGCCUCGCAGCAAACUUGCACAGCCGGUCCGCAGAUCAUUGCAAGCUCCCAAGAAUUACGGCUCAAUGAAAGAUGACAGCUGGAAGGAAGGCUGCUACUGACCCCCGACCCCUCCUAAAUCCUAAAGUGUGACUGCUCAAUGGACUCUACGUCAUCCACACUGUGACCACAGAGCAGCCCACCCUGAUGGGACAAUUUGGGGAUUUUGCUGUUAGAUCCCAGGGUCCUCUGUCCGUAUCUAGCACAAACGGGAGAGGUUACAAAAAGGAGCACUUUAUUGACACUGACCAUCAGAUGUUUGUCAUCAAUCACCCCUUCAUGGUAUUUCUCCUAAUUUAUUUUUGCCGCCUGUAAUCUUAACCCUUUAUAAUCUAGAAACACUGCAUUAUCUUCUGGCUGGUAAACUUACUGCAAAAUGAAUAACUUUGGGUAGCAAACAAUCUCUUUUGAAAAAAAAAAAAAGAAAUAUCUGGUUAAUGCCAAAGAACAAUUCCUCAAAUGCUUUCUUUUAUACAUCUAAAAAAUGUAAUCUCUUUAAAAUUGAAUAUGCAUAUUGGCACUAAUACUGCAAAGGUCUACAGGGGUAUAUCGUUUGGUAGACUGUGUUUUCUCAAGACAGAUUUUUUCCAGUUUUAUACAGAGCGAAAUUUUGUUGCCUUUUAUUCUAUGUAAUAGCUGUUGAAUUCCACUGAACCUGUCGGUGAAUGGACCGUCACAUAUUUUGCUAGAAGAAACACAGGGGCUCAUGCUUGAAACUCUCUUGAGGAAGCAUAUGUGUAAUAAUUAGCACAAUUAAUCUGAGACGAGCAGGCAAAGUUGUCUGACGUUUGCUAUUCUUCCAAAAAAAAUGAAACCAGGUGCUUAUAUAUGCAGUCUUUUUACCUGCAGUUAAAUCAUUUGCAUAAUCGCAAAAACAACCCUUAAAUGCAUAGUUGAAGUAUAUUAUAUACUAUAUGCUCGAAAUGUUUUACCUGUCUAGGGGCUUGCAAUUCUUUUUAGCCGGGCCGCACCUUUUUGUUAUCAGCCAACUGACCGGACAGCGAAUCUGUAUUGUGAUGAUGUUGUCCAUCUUUCCAAUGAGUGACAGGAGAUGGGUCACGGACUGGCUGCUAAGAAUUAUGAAACCUUUGCCAAGUAAGACAGUUCUUGCAGGGAAAUGUUUUCAGUUGUAUUUAGAGGGUUGAAGUAUCUCUUCAAAGAUUGUUUUAUAUUUUCAUAAGUUGAAAAGUGCUAUCAUUUUAGUAUCCGUUUUGUACAUUUUGUGUUUCAGCAAAAGAUGCACCUGUGUGACAUGACUUUAUUUUUAUGUGAAACCUGUUAACAGACAUUCAUAACUUUAAUGUACAGUAUACUCCAUUUCAGACCUGCAGCAUACUGCUGGGCUGUGUGAGAAGCUCUACAGCUCAACAUAGCAUUGUUUUCUAUCAUGA
Messenger RNA from Rana temporaria (common frog), 3167 nucleotides. It is a transcript of the gene SLAIN2, whose product is annotated as SLAIN motif family member 2. NCBI's taxonomy places the organism in Eukaryota, Metazoa, Chordata, Amphibia, Anura, Ranidae. Gene Ontology annotation, biological process: cytoplasmic microtubule organization; microtubule nucleation; positive regulation of microtubule polymerization. Bases 141 to 1838 code for a protein of 565 amino acids. Gene Ontology annotation, cellular component: microtubule plus-end. The transcript has 8 exons. The record is from RefSeq and is a predicted model, not a curated record.